Molecule: messenger RNA, 2208 nt
Organism: Jaculus jaculus (lesser Egyptian jerboa)
Lineage: Eukaryota; Metazoa; Chordata; Mammalia; Rodentia; Dipodidae
Gene: Nutf2
Product: nuclear transport factor 2
Exons: 5
Coding region: 294-677 (127 amino acids)
Biological process (GO): protein import into nucleus
Cellular component (GO): nuclear pore central transport channel
Source: RefSeq, a predicted model, not a curated record
CGGCGGCCGGGGAACAGAGAGUCAGACAGACGCCUAUCCAGGAUAUACUGUUCCCUUGCUGGUGCAUCGGACUGUACUUUGCUCAGAUCUUUUCUCUGGUCCGGACAAUCCGGAUGAGUCUCGGGCCCCGCCCCGUCUGGCCUUGCCUGGCCUGCUUGGCUCCUACAAGCUGUGCAGGCAGCGGGCUAGCUACCGACCCCAACCCCACGCGCCUCCACUCGCCGGCGAAGAUCCGGGAUGGGCAACGCCACCCAGCUCGCAUGGGUCUCAGCGAGGCCGGGUGACGUUCCAGGAUGGGAGACAAGCCAAUUUGGGAGCAGAUUGGAUCCAGCUUCAUUCAGCAUUACUAUCAGUUAUUUGAUAAUGACAGAACCCAACUAGGCGCAAUUUAUAUUGAUGCAUCAUGCCUUACGUGGGAAGGACAGCAGUUCCAGGGGAAAGCUGCCAUUGUGGAGAAGUUGUCUAGCCUUCCGUUCCAGAAAAUUCAGCAUAGUAUCACAGCGCAGGACCAUCAGCCCACACCAGAUAGCUGCAUCCUCAGCAUGGUCGUGGGUCAGCUCAAGGCUGAUGAAGAUCCCAUCAUGGGUUUCCACCAGAUGUUCCUAUUAAAGAACAUCAAUGAUGCUUGGGUUUGCACCAAUGACAUGUUCAGGCUUGCUCUGCACAACUACGGCUGACCUCUUCUUGGCCAGUUACUCACGCUGUUUCCUCCUCCCUCCUCUUCCCAAUACUAUCACACUCCUCCAGAUGCUCCAAAUAUCAUACACAAAUGAGCAGGGCCAAGGUGGGCAUGGGUGCAGUGCGCUCCUGCCACUGAGGUUUUGUGCAUGAUGUUUGGAUGCUAGACUAGUUGCAUCUGACAGGAGAAGUUUGUGUUGUACCAGCGCAUGCCUUGGAAAGACUUAAGUAAUGCAAAAGGUUGUCAUUUUCUUUUUUUUUUUUAAUCUACUGACAAGUUGCUCUAGUAACCCAAAGAAGUGAAGGAGAAAGCAGCUGCCUCACCACCCAGAUACUGAUUUGUUCAGAUGUUUCAAAUGCCUCAUUAUACAAUAAAACCACAAAAAUUUUCUUAACAGUUUAAAUUGUUUUAAUUAGUUUAAUAGUUGGCUGGGCAUCAAUAACUAUCCUGGCCCAUUGUCCUUUUCAUUUGUCACCCUCCCUCCUCUGCCUCAACUCAACCUGCUACCAGGAGCAAAGUGGCUGAAGCUAAGUUUUUCUCAAGCCCAAGAGGGCAGAGCUCUCUUCAGCCCUCUUGGCCUUGGGAAUGUAGGAAGAACUUAACAUGAAGCUUCUUUUACAUAGAAAUCUCUUCAGUCAGGUGUGAUACCUCCUGGCCUCUGCUGUGUUCGGAGCUCUAACAGAAUAGAUGUUUGAACCCUGUAGAAGCUAAAAAGGCCUUGGCAAACAUGGAAGGCCAUGUUCAGGCCCUUUGGGCUUGAGGUUUCAGCAAGCCUGAUAGAGGGCCUGCUCUCUGCCCAGAAGGAUCAGGAUCACAUUCAGAGUGCCCACAUCUCUCAAGCCAAGCAAAAUGCAGCUGAGAUGCUAUACCACCUGCUUGGGAUGUCAGCCAGGCCCCACUGGGUUGGAGUAUAGAUUCCAAACAGGAGGAAGUAAGUCUGAGCAUAAGGUAGUCAUGCUCUAGUUCUUACUCCUCAGGCCUUUGCUGGGUGUGUUUACACACUACCACCCUCUUCCACACACACCUCUUGUCUUCAAAUCCCAAGAACUCUUAACUAUUAGAGCAGUUUCUGCUCCACUGAGUUUGGGCACAGUCCUUGCCCAAAUGCAAAUCUAGCUUCUCAUCCUUGAGACCACUAGAAGGUCUAAAGCUGGUAGCAAAAUAGCACCUGAGACUAGAAAUGAGCCCAGGAUGUGGGCUAAUGCCAUUAGGGGUCUUAGGACUGGUCAGGCACACCUGGAAAGGGAUGCCCUUCCCUGUCCCUCACUAUGGUGAGGAUGGUAAAGAUUUCCUCAGACCCCACAGGCAUGCCUGGCCAUACUGAGCAUAGUACUAGACAUUGAUGUGCUGUUUGAAGGACAGAGUACUGGAGAAUGGAGUGGAAGUGAACUCUUAAGUUGUGUAUUGUGGGGGUGGGGGAGAGGUAGGUGCCUGCUGCCUCUUAAACCACCCUGUAUAAAAUCUGCAAUAAGGCUUCUUCCAUGUACCUGUGCCUGAAAUAUCUGCAAUAAAGAGGUGUUUGUAAACAA